AUUAAUUUCGGUGAAUCUUUUCCGAGAGGGGGCGAGAUCAUCUUCCCGCCAUAAAACUUUGCUUGAGGUCGAGGUGAAAGUACUUUCCACAGCAGCAAUGGAGUUCAGUGUAAGCGGUACUGCGCUCAAAACCUUCGCUCGCUCCAUCACCUGCCUCGCCCGCAUCGGCAACGAGCUCGUUCUCCAGUCCUCUUCUUCUCAGCUCUGUCUUCAUACUCUCAACUCAUCAAGGUCGGCUUAUCAAUCCAUAACAUUCAAACUGGAUUUCUUUGAUGUGUUCUCAGUAUCUGGCUCCCAAGUUCAAUGCAGCGUACUUCUGAAGGCUAUCUGCUCAGUGUUAAGAACACCAGUGGCGAGUAUAGAUCAUUUAACCGUACAACUGGCUGAUUCUGAUGCAUCAAAAGUGCAGUGGGCUUUGGACUGUUCUAAUGGGAUGAAAAAAACAUAUUGGAUUACUUGCAAUAUCGAACCUGAUAUACAACAUCUAUCACUUGAUCGAAGAAAGCUUCCUAGCAGUUUUGUAGUUAGGCCACGUGAUCUCAACAGGUUACUGGCUAAUUUCCAAUCAACCCUUCAAGAGAUUACAAUCAUCUCAACACAACAAUCUGUUUUGCCUCUUGAUGCUGCUGAUCAGAUUGGGGGGAAAGCUGUAGAGUUUAGAAGCUACAUUGACCCAACUAAAGAAAAUGAUUCAUCACUACAUACUCAGCUGUGGAUAGAUCCUGCUGAAGAGUUUGUGCAGUAUACUCAUACUCGUGAUCCUGUAGACGUAACAUUUGGAGUGAGAGAGCUGAAGGCAUUUAUUUCAUUCUGUGAGGGAUGUGAAGUUGAUAUACAUUUAUAUUUUGACAAAGCUGGAGAGCCAAUCCUAAUGGCGCCCAAAUUUGGCGUAGACGACGGCUCAUUUUCAAACUUUGAUGCUACCCUAGUACUUGCUACAAUGCUUGUAUCACAACUCAGUGGUGGGAGUUCCUCUGAACCUGCAGCAGCAACGGCAGCACAGCAGGGAACAAAAGGAAACACUACUGAGCACCCAUCUGAUUAUACCAGAAUUUGGUCCGAACUCUCCGGAAGUGCUGUAAGAUAUGGAAAUGCUGCUCAAGAUCCGCUUGUCCCUGGGGAAAGAAAUCAAAACACCAAUGAGCAGACCACAGUCCAGAGGAUUAGUGCGAUGAAUAUCUCUAGAGAUAAGAAUGCUGAUGGAGUUCCAGUUCACGGCAAGGACUUCCAUCCAGCGGAAACUGAUGAUACUAGACAGCCUGAAGAGAAUAAUGGGCGUGCCCCCUCACAACACCAUCCAAGCAACUGGAUAGAUGCAGACGAGGAUGAUGAUGAAGGGGAUGAUUCAGAGCUGUGUGUGCAGUCAACACCCCCAUACUCAUGAAGUGUGUGGCUAGUUCAAAAUUACCCUUUAAUCCUCAAUUGCAUUUGAAAACAUGUUGAGCAGUUACAGCAAUGAUGGUCACCACGAGCUAUUUUGUGAAGACUUGGAUAAAUGGAAACUUGGUGUAAAUAUUACUACUAAAUAUGCAGAGAUUGUUGUUCUUCCAACCAAAAUAUUCUUCAAGCUUUUGAUCUAA
Messenger RNA from Salvia hispanica, 1580 nucleotides. It is a transcript of the gene RAD9, whose product is annotated as cell cycle checkpoint control protein family. Gene Ontology annotation, biological process: DNA repair; mitotic intra-S DNA damage checkpoint signaling; cellular response to ionizing radiation. Gene Ontology annotation, cellular component: checkpoint clamp complex. The record is from RefSeq and is a predicted model, not a curated record. Lineage: Eukaryota; Viridiplantae; Streptophyta; Magnoliopsida; Lamiales; Lamiaceae.